AUGAAGCUAUCAGUGGUUACCCUCGCCCUGCUCGGUGUCACGGCCGCCCUUGACUUCAAAUCUCGAGAAUCAAAACGUGUGGUUCGCGGAAUCGCUGUACAAGCCGAAGGAAAGCGUGCCCUCCAUCAGCCACUUAAACCCCGCGAUGGCGAUCAAGGGGAUGAAGGAAAGAUUGUGGGCCACGCCGAUGUCACGUUCUGUCAAAAAAACAAGCCCGUGGAUAAAUGCGAAACCAUACAAAAGGUGCCGCUCGUCGAUGGAACUGGCGAGACAGCGAAAGGGGUGUGCAUGCGUACUACACUUUCUACCAUCGACUCCAUUAAGACGGAACCAAACGUUAUUUGCCUCGCUUUUGCCAACGACAAAUGCGAAAUGAACACUGCAAAAGACUAUUUCAGUUUUGUAGGCGAAUCGAAGAACCUAGCAAAUUCCACGUUGUCGGGAGGGACGCCAGAUGAAGAACACGUCGACCUGACAAAGGCCGUCAAAUCAUUCAAUUGCGCGCUCCUUCCCCCUGAGACUACGACCAAAAUCAAGAUCUGCCCGGAGAAGAACUUGCAUGGUCAAUGCAAAGAUAUAGAAGCGACUGUCCACCUUACACAAAAAAUCCACAACAAAAAAGCGUGCAUCGAUCCCAAAAUGCCCUACAUUGGCUCUAUCAACGUACCCAAGGGCGUUCGUUGCGAAUUUUACGACAACAAGGCGUGUCGAGAUGAAGGAAAAAAGUUCCCCUAUGGUAUCAACAGUCGUGCGGAGAACGACGCAUCGCAAUACAAGAGUCUGUUGGGUCCAGUCAAUAUUACCAAGAAGAUUGCGGGAUUCGUUUGCAUGCCAAGUCCUCCGCCUCUCCCUAAGCCCGUGAAGAAGGGCUUUGUCCAGGUCACGGUAUGUUCGGAAAGGAAUUUCAAGGGGUGCACCAAGAAGGAGUUCCCCAUGGGCAAGGAGGGCGGUUUGAUCACCGAUUAUUGCGUCGUGGGCCCUGUGAAGGCACUGUCCCUUAAAGUUGAGGCAUCCGGUAUUUGCCGCUUUUUCUCUACCGCCGAUUGCUCGGGCGAGGCUUACUUCACCCCGUACAUGGAAGAAUCGGAUUUGUCCAAGUUUCUCGGCGACGACGACAAAACCUAUGAUUUCAGCAACUACAUCAAAUCUUCCCUCUGCCUUGAUCCAGCACUCGUUACGCCCGAAUAA
This is a messenger RNA of Plenodomus lingam JN3, 1188 nucleotides long. RefSeq lists its product as uncharacterized. The record is from RefSeq and is a predicted model, not a curated record. NCBI's taxonomy places the organism in Eukaryota, Fungi, Ascomycota, Dothideomycetes, Pleosporales, Leptosphaeriaceae.